UUGUUUAUUUCUUGGUGAUACAAAAUGAGAAGAGAGUGGAGGUAUUUAUAGCCUCCAAAGUACAAAAUAUCUUACAUAUUUUAAUCUUAAAUCUAGAGAAUUCUACUUAAAAAUCUAGAUUAUUUUAUCUUAAUUAUCUAGAUAAUUCUAUAAGAAUAUCUAGAUUUUUAUUUUAAGGAGGUGGAUGAUUUUUCUAGAAUUUGGGCUAAGUUUUGGAUCAACACAUGAUUAACCCAAUAAUGUUUGAUCCAAAUCAAGUUUAUUUUUCAACAAUAUACACCAAAUCUAUCUCAAGAAAUAACAUAAAGAAUUUGAGUUGAGAGAGAGAGAGAGGGUAGCAAAAUGAGUUUCUCUAGAUUGUUGGUAACGCUUUCUCUCAUGAUGAUGAUGUCCAUUUCUAAUGAACCAUUCGCAUUAGCUCACAAAGAAGAGUACAAGAUAUAUGGCUUUCCUUACUCCGCCAGCACUUGGCGCGUCUUGGCUGUUCUACAUGAGAAAGGCCUCUCUUACUAUCCCAUCACCGUUAACUUGAGAACCGGUGAGCAGAAGAAGCCAAGUUUUCUCUCUAUUAAUCCAUUUGGUCAAGUCCCAGUUUUACUAGACGGACAUCUAAAGUUAACUGAAUCCCGAGCCAUAUCACUAUACAUCGAGAAUACUCAUAGAUCAAGAGGCUCAAAACUCCUGAAUCACAAAAACUACAAGAAAAUGGGAAUAGAAACAAUGUGGAUGUAUAUCGAAUCUUUUGAGUUCGAUCCACCCGCAACGACACUCACUUUCGAGCAAGCCAUCAAGCCUAUGACAGGUCUAAAGACGGACUAUAAAGUUGUAAAUGAAACCGAGCCGCAGCUAGAGAAGGUUCUAGAUAUCUACGAAGAACGACUGAAAAUUUCGAGGUUCUUGGCUGGUAACAGAUUCACAUUAGCUGAUCUUUUUCAUCUUCCUAAUAUAGAGUACCUUAUGAACACAACUACAAAGAGACUGUUCGAGAACCGGCCUAACGUACACAGGUGGGUGGCUAAGAUUAUGGCUAGACCGGCUUGGAGGAAAGCUUGUGACGCCAACGCCUGGUACAAUGAGAUGGAGAAUUAAUGAGAACUAAUAACUUUGUAUGCAAGUGCGUGUGUUAUGAGCUUAUAAGAAGUUUAAUAUAUGAAUAAAUGGUAAAACUUAUUUAAGUAAAUAAGGUUAAACUGAUCUUGAUAGUGAUUAGAUCCAAUGUGUAAGUAACCAACCAUGCGUUUACCUUUCAGUCUAUCAAAAGAAAUAUUCGGUUAGACGGAGGAACUCAACAAUACACGUGAACCCAACUAUACCGGUCAAACUUUGACGAGUAGAUAAAAGAGUAUUAUAGUAGUGGUCGUUAUCAACCCCCGGUGGUUGAUAAUUUCUCUGAUUAUAAUGUUUUAUAUUAACUUUAUUAUUUUGACAAAAAAAAAAACCAUUAACUUAAUCCUAUAAAGUCUUGUACCAAUAGAAACAAAGAAUCAUAUACAUUAAUCAAACUUAUUCAAGUUUGGUGCCGCCGGUUUGGUUUUUGUUUAUUCACCAAGUACUCCGUUUUAGUUGUAUAAAUACACUCUACGUAUUUAUUUCAUCAACCUCAAAGAUCUCUCAACUUUUAAAUACAAAAAAAAAAUACAAGAGAAAUA
Molecule: messenger RNA, 1649 nt
Organism: Brassica napus (rape)
Lineage: Eukaryota; Viridiplantae; Streptophyta; Magnoliopsida; Brassicales; Brassicaceae
Product: glutathione S-transferase F5-like
Exons: 4
Coding region: 343-1089 (248 amino acids)
Cellular component (GO): cytoplasm
Molecular function (GO): glutathione transferase activity; glutathione binding
Source: RefSeq, a predicted model, not a curated record